AUGGCACCUACUCCAUCCGAUUUCGCAUUCGCAGACAAGUGGUUCCUCGUGCUGGUGGAUGCACACUCGAAGUGGGUGGAGGUGUUUUGGAUGAAUUCAACAACGACCGAAAAGACCGUCGAGAGGCUGCGUGGGGUGUUCGCAUCGUAUGGCCUUCCAGAGGAGAUUGUUACGGACAACGGGCCUCAGUUCACGGCAAAGAGUUUCACAGAGUUCCCGCUUAAGAACGGAGUGCGGCACACCAGAACACCUUUAUACCACCCGGUGUCCAAUGGAAGCGCCGAGAGAUGCGUCCAGACGGUGAAACGGGAUCUCACGCGACAGCUUCUCGACGAAAGGUCAUCGGGCCAGAGUAAGACCCUACAGCACCGCAUAGAUCUCUUUCUGUUCAGGUACCGGAACACACCGACCACAAUCACGGGGCAGACACCGGCAGAACUGUUUUAG
Messenger RNA from Rhipicephalus microplus (southern cattle tick), 447 nucleotides. RefSeq lists its product as uncharacterized. Lineage: Eukaryota; Metazoa; Arthropoda; Arachnida; Ixodida; Ixodidae. The record is from RefSeq and is a predicted model, not a curated record.